GGGUAUACUCCAAUGUUUAACCUGCAACAGAAUAAUAUUAUUGUAAUUAUAUUGAGAAAUAUAGCUUAAAAAUAAUUUUAUAACAAUAAUAAUAGUAAACAUAUAUCUAUAAAUGAAUGAUUUUGAAAUCAUUUUAAGAAAUAGUAGAUUGAAAAUGUUUUAAGUUGACUAAUUGCAAUGGAUACUAGAACUGGUAAAAAUUUAAAUAUCUGUCAAAGAUCUCUUUUUACUCCAACCUUGAACGACAUAAAAAAUGUUAUUUCUCCAGCUCUUUCCAAAAACUUUUCGGAGACUUCAGUUGAAGUGGUAGAUUGCCCAGAUUUAAGAGAAUCGCCAUUUAAAUUAGCAUCUGCAGGACUCGGAGGACAUCCAAAACUUUUUGAAAUCGGUGGACCACCUUUUUUACUUCCAUGUGUUCAAAGAGAUAAGAUUUAUGAUGUCCAAACGAUUUUAAAACAAAUCCACUAUGGUGAUAAAGCUUUUAUUAUUGGCGCAGGAGCUGGCCCUUGGCCUCAACUCUCCCGAAACUGUGAAAUGAUGAUGAAUUUAGUUCUUGAUUCAACUAACGUUAUAAAUGAGACCAAACUAGCAUGGGUUGGAGAAGAAAAUCAGUGUGUACUUCAAAAGUGUGUUGAUUCUGACACUAGGUUAGCAUUGCUAGCGAAUUUGUUUAUCUCAGAGGGAAAACCCGGAAAAGUUCUAAAAGUCCAUGCUAAAACUCGUAUAGGAGACCUUGAUUUUAUUGCAUCAAUACAAAAAGCUCUAUCUGCGCAUUACAAAGAUCAGUUAGUCGGUUUGGGAGGUACGUUUCUCCUUAAAAAAGGAAAAGCUAAGCAACACGUGAUGCCAGAUUUCUCAUCAGUACCAUUAACUACAGAAGAAUCUAUGAAUAAUUGGUUACGUUUUUACGAUAUGUCAGCACCAUUAGUUGCAGUUGGAACGUUGGUUUCGUCCGAAAGUGAUUUGGAUCUUCGUGUUCAACAUUUCCAUAGUUUCAGUGAUCAUGGUGAGGGUGGCCAUUAUCAUAUUGACGUUACUCCAAGUAUAGUUGAAUAUUUAGGCUACUUUAAUAUAGCUGAUUGCUUAUACCGGAUCGAUCAACCUACUUCUGGCCUUACUUUCGGCAAAGAUUGAUUUUACAAAAUAGCAUGCAAAAAUUUUACGUAGAAGUUGGAGGAAUGAGAAAAGUAUUUUUUAUUACAAGAUCGUGCUAAUAUAUGAAUUUGUUAUACUUCCGAAAGAUUACCAAAAUAUCAAUAAAAUAU
This is a messenger RNA of Microplitis mediator, 1265 nucleotides long. RefSeq names its product ester hydrolase C11orf54 homolog. Bases 178 to 1134 code for a protein of 318 amino acids. NCBI's taxonomy places the organism in Eukaryota, Metazoa, Arthropoda, Insecta, Hymenoptera, Braconidae. Gene Ontology annotation, molecular function: hydrolase activity, acting on ester bonds; zinc ion binding. The record is from RefSeq and is a predicted model, not a curated record. The transcript has 6 exons. Gene Ontology annotation, cellular component: nucleus.